This is a messenger RNA of Hirsutella rhossiliensis, 501 nucleotides long. RefSeq names its product ubiquitin-conjugating enzyme domain-containing protein. NCBI's taxonomy places the organism in Eukaryota, Fungi, Ascomycota, Sordariomycetes, Hypocreales, Ophiocordycipitaceae. The transcript has 2 exons. The record is from RefSeq and is a predicted model, not a curated record. Bases 1 to 501 code for a protein of 166 amino acids. Gene Ontology annotation, cellular component: cytosol; endoplasmic reticulum.
AUGGCCCAGUCCACGGCGCACCGGCGCCUGCUCCAGGAAUACCGCGCCCUCACCAACAACCCGCCCGAGGGCAUCACCGCCGGCCCCGUCUCCGAGGACGACCUGCUGCACUGGGAGUGCCUCAUCCAGGGCCCCGAGGGCACGCCCUUUGAGGGCGGCGUCUUCCCCGCCGAGCUGCGCUUCCCCAAGGACUACCCGCUCGCGCCGCCCUCGAUGAAGUUUCUCGCCGACGUCUGGCACCCCAACGUCUACCCCAGCGGCCUCGUCUGCAUCUCCAUUCUACACCCGCCUGGCGACGAUCCCAACCACUACGAACACGCCUCGGAGCGCUGGUCGCCCAUUCAGUCCGUCGAGAAGAUCCUCAUCUCCGUCAUGAGCAUGCUGGCCGAGCCCAACGACGAGAGCCCGGCCAACGUCGAGGCCGCCAAGAUGUGGCGGGAGCGGAGGUCCGAGUACGAGAACCGGGUCCGCGACGGAGUCAAGCGCAUGCUAGGCUUGUGA